CAAUCGUAGUUUAGACGUUUAGUCUCUUUGCGUUCUUCGACAUGAACAACUCACGCGAUUUUAAACUGAGAGAGAGGAUUGGAAGUGGUAGCUAUGGUGUUGUAUAUAAAGGAAUUUGGAUAACAAAUAAAAGUGUGAAGGUUGCUGUGAAAUGCUUGGAAAAAGGCAAUAAUAAAGAUUCGGAAACAAAUAUUCUUCGAGAAAUCCGGAAUCUACAAGAACUCAAGCAUGAAAAUAUUGUCACAUUCCAUGGCUCCUAUCGCCAAAAAAACAUAUGCCUCAUUUUCGAAUACUCAGACUGCGGAUCACUCUAUGAUUACUUGCAAAAAAAGAUCGGAAAAGUUUCAAAUAUCGAAAAGCUUCACUGGAUGUUGCAAUGUGCCAAUGGCAUGGAAUAUUUGCACAGUAAAAAAACAGUGCAUCGCGAUCUAAAAACACAAAACCUGUUACUUUUCAAUAAUUAUCGCACAUUGAAAAUAUGCGAUUUUGGUACUGUAAAACAAUAUGCAACAGAAAAUACUGAACUUAUUGGGACAAUUGGUUAUAUGGCUCCAGAAGUUUGUACUUCAGAUGGUAAAUAUACGGAAAAGUGUGAUGUGUUUAGCUAUGGGAUCACUUUCUGGGAAGUUUUCGCUGAAAAGAAGCCAUUUAAUGACUUGCAAAAACAAAAUAUGCACCCUUUGGCCAUCCAAAAUAGAAUUAUUAAUGGUGCUCGUCCAAAUAUAAAUGACAUGCAAAUUUGUAAAGAUUCUAAUCUUAUAAAGGCAAUAAUUGAAAAGUGUUGGGAUCGAGAUCCAGAAAGACGACCGACUAUGAAAGGUCUUAUCACUUUUCUAGGAAUUGAUUUAAGGCUUUACACACCAAUAAACUUCGAAGAUAUAGAGAUUACAGAAUGUUUUGUGAUUGGUAGAUAUGGUCUCGGCUGUAAAGCAUAUUGGCGAACUGGAUUUUUAAACCAAAAAGUGGAUGUCAAAAUUAUUCGAAGCAAUUCCCAAAAGGAAAUUAAUAUUCUAAGAGAAAUCUAUAAACUCAAAGCCUUAGCACAUCAAAAUAUUGUCACGUUAUAUGGAGCAUCUAGGAAUCCAGAAGAUCAACUUUAUAUGAUUUUUGAAUAUGCAAAAUGUGGAUCGCUCAACAAUUUUUUGCAUUUGGCUAAAGUGAAAUUUCCUCUCCAUUGUAAGAUGAAAUGGACGGAGCACUGCCUCCAAGGUUUGGAUUACUUACACAACAAAAAUAUUGUGCAUGGGGAUCUUACCACUAAUAACCUGUUUCUUUUCGAUGACUGUCGUAAAUUGAAGAUAUUCCUUUUUGGACAAGUGAAUGAAAUAACUAAUAACCCAACAGAUAAUACACAAUUCACGGAGUCAUUUUAUUAUAUGGCUCCAGAAGUUCUUUACGGAGAAACGACAUUCACAAAAGAGUCUGAUGUUUAUAGUUUCGGCAUUAUUAUGUGGGAAAUACUGACUGAAGUGAAUCCAGUUGCCAAAUUUAAUGACAAUCAACCUUCAACAAUCCACGAAAUUAUUGAUGAUACUCAAUCCAAUGAAAACUCAGAUUAUUCUAAUAGACAUUUUACUAAAGUUAAAUCAACAAUUAAACGUUGCUGCAGUAAAAGUCCGAAAGAUCGUCCAUUGAUUAAAAAUCUUUGCAGUAAUUGGUUUAUAGAUGGACCCGAAUUUCAAAAUCCAAGUCGUAUAAAUUGCUGCAUAACUUAGUAAAAAAAAAAAUAUAUAUCAGCAAAUUAAUUAAAAAUU
Molecule: messenger RNA, 1754 nt
Organism: Drosophila sulfurigaster albostrigata
Lineage: Eukaryota; Metazoa; Arthropoda; Insecta; Diptera; Drosophilidae
Product: tyrosine-protein kinase JAK2-like
Exons: 9
Coding region: 42-1715 (557 amino acids)
Biological process (GO): JNK cascade; positive regulation of canonical NF-kappaB signal transduction; protein phosphorylation
Molecular function (GO): MAP kinase kinase kinase activity; ATP binding; magnesium ion binding
Source: RefSeq, a predicted model, not a curated record